CCCUUACAUGCCACAGCGAAGUUCUCAUUUUUUUUGUUGGCAGUAACAGUUGGCACGAGGCGAUUAAUAUAACUUUUGUGGUAUUUUGUACAUGCAUUUCGUUAUUCAAUGUUGACUUUUAAUCUAGUUUACCAAACAGAUGGAGGUGUAACUGGGCUCUAUGGUCCGGGCAUGCUGCUCUGACUUGCCCUUUCCAAGUGCUGUGUUUAAUCUAGUGUCGGCCAUUCAAGCUGUCCAUCAUGUCAGGCAAGGCUAAGAAGAAUGCUACAGCUCCUACUGGAAAACCAAAGCUAUCCAAGUCAAAGUCACUAGUUGGGGAGACUGGAGCUAAACCAAAGAUUGCUAAAAGAAGCGGCAGUACAACGAGUAUGAAGGACAAGCGAGACCGUAAAGCCGUGAAGGCGACGGCGACAUCCAAGACUAAAUCUUGUUACAGUCUGUAUUCCGAGGAGUCUGAAAGUGACCGGGUCACUUCGGCCAGUCGCGGCGGAAUUGACCGGUGUUCUGAGCUGCUGUACCACUUGCUAGACAGAAAGAAAGCAGGUGGUCGUAGCAAGAUGUUAUCAUCCCCGUGUUAUGGAAAGGUUGAUGAAUUGCAGCCAGCUGGCCUGACAUCGAGAGUUGACUUCCAGAUUAAGGAACCUGAUUCGCCCGACACUAUGAUAGCUGCUCUGAUGAGUGGAGAGCGGAACACUCCGCGAACUCGAGCGCCGGUCGUCGAUAUCAAGACGCCGUUUAACCAGCGACUCAUGUCGUCCACGCCAGACCCGGACAAAUGUCUCUCUCCGGGCAUGCAGCUCAUCCCCGAGAAAGACGUGGAUCUGAGCAACGUGUUCCGACAAAGCGCGGCAUCAAAGAGCACCAAUUACGUGGUCAACCCUAUGGAUCUCAGCAGCUUGGUGAUUCAGAAUUACUCGCAGAGUCCGAAUUCGUACUCCAGUCGAAGAUCUUCCCACAGAGACCGGAUGGGUUACAGUGUCGCCCAGAAUGAACUUGUCUUGUUGGAGACGGAUGCUCCCAAGAAGAGUGAUAUGGCCGAUUUCCAGUGCUACCUCCAUCGAGAAUCGUCGAAAGGGCUUUCGCCACCUCUCUUUCUGCAAGGUGGUCGCAGUGACAUUGGUGCUAUGUACUCUGUCAGAGACCAAGAGGAUCAUGGUGGCAGUGGUGGUGAUCAUGGUGGUGGUGGCAGUGGUGAUCGUUGUAGUGAUGUAGGUGUCUGGGAACAAAAUCAAAAUGGCCGCCUCGAUGUUGGUGCUGUCAAAAAACAAGAGGAUCGCGGUGGUGGUCAUGAUAUCGAUGUAGGUAUCAGGGACCAGAAUCGAGGUGGCCAGAAUGGUGUUAGUGCGGUGUACACUGUCAGAAAGCAAGAGGAUCGCGGUGGUGGUCGUGAUGUUGAUGUAGGUAUCAGGGACCAGAAUCGAGGUGGCCAGAAUGGUGUUAGUGCGGUGUACACUGUCAGAGAGCAAGAGGAUUGCGGUGGCGCCGACGGUGUUAGUGAUGUAGGGGUCAUAGACCAGAAUCUGAAUGGCUGUAGCGACAUUGUUUGUACUUCAGCCACAGGAACACAGAAUCCGGGUGGUGGUAGUGACCUUGUUGCUGUGCAGACCGUUAACGAAGAGGUUCAGCGUAGUCAUACUGAUGUUGGUGCUGGAGGAACAAAAGAACGAAGCAGUAGUGUCGGCGCUAUGGCCAAUGGCAGAGAUCUAGUAGAUCUAGUUCCGUUUAGUGCUGAAGGACUGAAGGGGCACGAUAGUAGUGUCGGUGCUAUGGCCAGUGGCAGAGAUCUAGUUCCGUUUAGUACCAGAGGACUGAAGGGGCACGAUAGUAAUGUCGGUGCUAUGGGUAUUGGUACAGAAGAGGAUCAUCAUAGACAAAGCGAUGUUGGUGCUGAUAGUUUGGUUGGAGGGUUGGAGAAUAUUGGUGUUGGUGUGUGUAGUGCUGGAGAACAGGAAAAUGAGAAAAGCAAUGUGUAUGACUCGAACAUGGAAAGUGCGGCUGGCGUGUAUAAAACUGACGAUGAUCAUGAUCACGUUACCACAGCUAAUGCAGUUGACGUUGACCGCAAUAAUUCCUGUGAAGAGGAUGGUGGUUUGGAUGAAAUGACCCCCACGGAAGUGACGGCAACGUUUAGUGUCGGCACUCGUAUGAGUGGAUAUCUGGGUGGUGAGAGCAGAAACACGAUUUCUUCAAGUCCGCCGGGGAUCGACAGUCGUGUACUGAUAGCGAAAACAAGUCCUGGUCACCAUCAACACGAGCCUCGUGCAAUUCUCGGUCGGCAAGCUAGUAAAUCGCAACCAAACAACAAACUGAAUUCUGUUGGUUUUGGAGACACUCCGGGAAAUGUUAUGUCGGACAUUUCGAGAGUCUGUUAUUCCGAACCGGGGCAGCAGCUGAGCCCGGAGAAGAUUUAUCCAUUGGGCAGUGGUUGUUAUGACGACGAGGAAUGUGCUGUCCUGUUCAGUCACAUUAAUCCGUGCUCUUUGAAUCCGAACGUUGGUAUUUCGAAACCACUUCCCUUCCUGCACGACUUUGUCGAGACCCCGGCUAAUUCCCCUAUUAAUGUUUCAGCCAAGAUGAACCAUCCUGGUGCCUCCAGAUUUGACACUGGCCAUGUUGGAACGUAUGUCGGAUUGGGAAUUAAAUCCCAGGAAUCUUGUUUUAAACCGCCGUUGAGUUUUCUUCAAACAAUUCUCGCGUCAAACGGCAUGGACACCCCAGUGAAUUCGCCCAACAGGAGUCCUGUGAAUUCAGAUUUAGGCUUUCUUCAUUCUGAGCAGGAACUGAUUCAAAGAGAUUUUCCAAAGCUGCCUCAGCCACCGACACCGGAUGCCCCUCAUGGACCUAGUCACGUUCGGUUCUUGUUGAAGGAACUUGAAAACAUGGCCAAAAUCUCAGGCAGCUCAGAUAUGCUGUAUUUAGUACAAGACCUGAACAACACACUAGAAACAAUGUCGACCCUUGACCUCGUGAAUGUGGAUAAGCUGGUGCAGCACCUACGUAUUGAGAAUGUUCAGCUUAACCGGCGAAUUAAAACGCUGAAUCAACAGUUGAGGGAGAGGGAACGAAUGGAACGUGAAUCCAGCUCUCUUGGGGUGAAUUUUGAAUUGCUGAACCUGCAGACGGACAACGUAUCUCUGAACCGGCAGCUGCGCGAGAAGCACGAGGCGGUGACGCGCUUCAUGGCGCUGGUCGACGAGUUGCAGCACGAGAAGGACCAGGUGAAAGAAGAACGACAGCAACUCAUCAUGAUCCUAGACGAGAAGAACAAAGACAAGUUGAAGCUUCGCGAGGAAUGCAUGCAGGAGAGUUCCAAACUGGAGAGACAGCUCGACCUGAUGAAGAAACAGAAUGACGGAAACCUCUUGAAACUGAAGGCGGCCCAGCAGGAAAACAACAUCUUAGACCUGGCUCUCAAGCAGAGAGACCAUGAGAUCUCCCGGCUUGAACAACUUGUACAAACUCUGAAGGAUGGAGUAGAGGGAAUCCUGGGCAGUCUGGAUGCCAACUGCAACAUCAAAGGGCCACGGUCAGCUGCCAGUGACACGUUUAAUCUGCAGAGGAUGCUGGUCAUGCUUGAUAGAAGUGCAAGUCCUGUUAAAAGUAUUAUGUCCGACCCUGGCCAGCAAACAACCGUCGACAAGAAGAAGAAAAAUGUGCCGGUUUCUAGCCUGACAAGUAGUGCACUACAGAAACUCCAGCAGGGUAUUGCCAUGACAACAGGGACAGUGGGGAGAAGUCUGAUGCAGACAGAUGUUGAGAAUGUCGACGCCAAGAUCGAGCAAGACGUCCGAUCGGACGUCUCAACAGUGUCGUCAUUUUCUACAUCGACAACAGUGGACGACCGUGCAUUCCAAGAGGGGAUAGCGGCACUAGAUGCCAAUAUUGCUAAAGUUCAGUUGGCACUUCAAAGAACAAAAAAGAAAUUUCAACACUGAACAAUUAUUCGAUGAUGAAAAAAUAUAUAGAAUGGUAUUUCUAACUGAAAUUCCCACACACGCAUCAGCUAUUGGUAACAUUUGUCGAUGUCUGUUUAUGUUGUUUUUCAAACAUUAUGAAUGCCUUCAGAGUAAAAUUACACCCCAAACUCUCAAAUUAUUAGAUAUUAAAUUUUCUGUUCAGUCUAAUUUAAUAUUAGUGGUUAAGCCUUAUAUUAAUGUUUGUCUAUAUCUGUUUAUUUUGUUGUUAAAAUACCGUAUCCAUGUAAAUGCUUUUAAAUUACAUCCUCCUCUGCCAAAAAGAAAAAGGACAAAAAAAGACAAAAAAAGAGGUUAAAAUGCAUUUAGAGUUCCAGAAUUAUUUUGUCUGGAGAUGAUAAAAGGCUCUUUUAAUAACUACUUAAAAAUAACAUGCUUUACUGAUUUAUUUAGUGUGUAACAUUUAAUUUGUUAUAUUUAAAAAAAACCCUUUAAUUCCAAACUAAUAUUAUUUUAUCUAACCUUUGUUUAAUAUAUUUACCAAUAUUACAAGUACCAAUACUUAAAAAAACGCAACAUUUUGACUGCAUGAGGUUUAUAUUCAUUUGUAAUUUGAAAUUUAAAUUCAAAUCAUUUUAAUGCAUUCAUUAAUUCAUUAAUAAAUGAAAAUGGUUUCAGAUAGUUUAGAAUUUUAACAUAACAUGAUGGAAUUAUUUAUGAUCAAAGCUUCAGUUUCCUUCUUUUUUUCUUUCUUUUAUUUUUAGAUACGUGUUACUUAGUGUUUAAGCUGGACCCAAAACAUUAUUAACAAUGUUGUGAAGUUUGUCAGAAAAUCGGUAACAAAAUUCAAGUUUCAGUUAGUAAAACAAAAAUAUAAAUAAAAUUAAGACCGUUUAAAGAAAUCAAAUUAAUAUUUCAGUUGAGCCAAACAGAAUUGAACAAAAUUAAAGCUCUUAAAAGAAUUUAAUUGUUCCGAAUUUCAAAUUAGUGUUUUGCUGAUUAAGUGUGAAAUAUAUUUGUCAAAUUGAGUUUUAAUAUUUGACAAAUGAUGGUUUGAACCAUAGUUAAGGGGAAUUCUCACUGUGUGAUUUGUAAAAACGAUUUGUAGCAAUCAAUUUAUAGUAUAAUACUUUCUUUUCUCUCUCUCUUUUUUUUAAUAUGCCCAUCUAUUAUUGGUCGUAUUAUGGUAUGGCGUUGUCUGUCAGUCCGUCUGUACGUAUGUCAGUUAACUUUUUCUUGUCUGGAUCAUAUCUUGCAUACAGAUGCAUACAGGACCAUCAAACUUCACGUGUAGGAACAAUUUGGGAUGGCGGUGUGUCACAUACUAUUACGAGGUCACUGUGA
Molecule: messenger RNA, 5258 nt
Organism: Gigantopelta aegis
Lineage: Eukaryota; Metazoa; Mollusca; Gastropoda; Neomphalida; Peltospiridae
Exons: 14
Coding region: 240-3935 (1231 amino acids)
Biological process (GO): protein localization to centrosome
Cellular component (GO): centriolar satellite
Source: RefSeq, a predicted model, not a curated record